GUUCUCCGACAUUGGGUGAGAUAUUCAACCCAGCUCGAGAUUGUACUGAUGUUGUUGAUCAAUUACCCGAAGCUGAGGAUGGGUUUUACUGGAUUGUUCUGCCCAAAGGAACGAAGCGCCAGGUUUGUGUUUGGAUUAUGACAUGUCCAGGGACACCGGAAUGAUGUGAAGGCAAGCCUUUAAGAAGUAAUUCACACAUAUGCAACACAAUAAGAUCACAUAUGCAGCACAAUAAUUAUUUGAGAGUGAAAAGUUGUUAUUUAAGUUGCCAUUUCCUUGGGCAAAAUAGAUUUGGUGUGACGUACAUACAGACGGUGGUGGAUUUGCGUUGGUUGGAAUGAUGGAUAGUCCUGUAUCGUGGACAGUACCAUCUAAUUCUACCCCUGUUGAUCCUCAAGGACCCCCACAUUGGUUAAGUGAUCUUGGUGAUGUCAAAGUUCUGGACUUUAGAGUUCAAUUUUCGACUGAUAAAAGUUUUGAGGGAACAAAGGCAGACUGGUAAGAAAGCUUUGAUGCGGACCGCUAAAAAUUUUCCAUAAGACUUUCUGAACUAAAAUAAUCACAAGAGUAGUAACGGCAAUAAAACGACAAAAGAGAAACAAUAUCAAACAAUACAGGAAACGUAACUAAGAAAACGAACUAUCAACACUUGGCAUAAAAACUGCAUAGGAUACUGCAUGAGAACACCCGCUCUUUGUAUUCUGCAAUAAGCAAUUUUGUGAUCACAUCACUCCCUUUUCAACACAAAAAAGAAGAAAAAUAUACGCAUUCUUUUAAAGGUUAUGAUGUAUGCCCUUUCAACUUGAUUUGCUUUCCACCCCUCGUAUAUGGAAAGUACAAGUAGUUCCUCUUUUUAUUGUAGGUUUUACCGAUUAAAUCCGCAACGGAAGUUUGGAAAUCUAUUGUCUGUGAACAACGGAUGUCCGCACUUGCAAGCUGGAAUUGGAAAUAUUUCGUUUGUCAAGGAUAUCUCGACUCACUCUGUCCUUACUAAUAACUUCAAGUGCUCAAAGUUUGGACCACAUAUACAUCAUAUGUUGGGAUGGGUAUACAGCUGAUUUUAAAAUAAUUUUAUACAUGGUGUCCCAAAAGAAUGACUGAGUGAAAUUUUUAUUAAUUAGACCUAACCAUGAAGCAGUUGUAAAAAAUGCAACUAUCCUCCCUCUGGCAGGAAUCAAACGUGCCAGUCCAGUACAGCGCUUUGCGACUCUCUGAGCUACAAAGAGUCGCAGUGCCGCAGGUUCAGUAGACCUUUCCCCUUAUAACCAAAAUUUUGAUCUAGGCAAGUCUAGACAAAUAUUUCAUCACAGCUUGAAAGAGCAUCACAAAAUUAGUAAUAUUCCAAAGUUUCGUUGCGAAAUGUUGUAAAAUGAGGAAAAUAGAGCCUUGCGAAUUUUGCAAUUUUCAGUCAUUUUGCAUUACAAACGGGAAAUUGCAGCCCCAACACCCGAAUCGGAUGUCAAUUUCCCGUUUGUACUACAAAACGACUGAAAAACGGCAAACUUCGCAAGGCUAUAUUAUCCGCAUUUUACAAGAUUUUGCAGCAAAACUUUGGAAUAUUAGUAAUUUUGUGAUGCUCUUUCAAGCUGUGAUAAAAUUUUUGUCUAGAUCGAAAUUUUAGUUAUGAGGGGAAAGGUCCAUUCCUGCCAGAGGGCGGAUUGUUGUAUUUUUCACAACUGUUCCUGGUUAGGUCUAAUACAUGUAUAAAAAUUCCACUUUAAAUAUCCAUCUGCAAAUCCCAUCAACAUUAGUUAUAUCGAGUGAGACGCCCAAAAUCUCCAACCGUUUGCCUUCAAUACUCUAACUUCCCUAAAUUAGGUAAAAUAAUCGGGAAUGUUUUAGGCAAUUAAAGAAUUCAAAUAAAUAACUUUCGACCAGCUUCAUUUUAAGGUUGAAUCUUUAAAAAUCAAUUCUAGCCUUACAUUAUGGAACUUUUCUUCCACGAGCCAGCAAUUUAAGGACACUUAUAUUUUCCUGCCUAACCAUCAGACUCAUUUUACUAAUUUUUAUAUCAAAGAAAAUCUUUAAUGUUAGAGAACAACAAACAAUCAGUUGAAGAGUUAUGUUUAAACAUCUCAUUUUAACACAAAUAAAUACUUCUGGCCUAAUUUCUAUAAAAUGGAUAAGUUGAAAUAUAAAAGAAGGUUGAUUAUUUUGAUCAGUCAAAUAUCAAUGACAAGGUAUUAAAACGAUAGAAUAAUUCUUUUAUCCAGUACUAAAACUCGGAAAUUUCUAUGAAAUUCAAAACUAAUGUUGCAAUACCACAAUAUAUAGUGUGUGUGUGUGGGGGUGGGGUGGGGAGGAGGCAAUUUUUGGUAUGUUUCUCACAAAAAUCUUAUUUUGUGGAUAUUCAACCUUUAGACCUUCGUGAAAAAUAAUUAUUUCAUUCUGAUUUUAGGGGAAAAUGAAUUACUGUCUUCGACAUCAGUGCAAUAACGGUUACGCAAUAUUAGUAGACGAAGUUAGAUUUCGAUACGAUAAUUUUGGAUCAUACAGGUAUUGGAUCAUGGAGUUUUAAUUAUCGUCAAUACGUGUGAAAUGAUGAUUCAAUUUAAUAUUACCCAUACACAAUCAGAAUAACAUUAUAACUGUUUGAUUUUGCAUAAGACGUUAGUUAAUUGUUAUUGGCUGAAUUAAGUUGUAAUUCCUUCAGCUAUAGCGCUGCUUCUUCAUUCUCUGGAAUGAAACAUAAUUCCACAGCUUUUGUUGGAUGUGAUCAUGGCAAGGUAUAGUAAUUUGUUAUACGACAUACUAAAGAUACUUAGUAUAUCAAUGUCCUAUAUCAAUGUUCAAAGAACGUUCACAAUCCCUGGAAACGAUAGUGAAAUUCAUACUGGAACUUGCGAUUGCAUCACUAUAAAUCCAUAGUAUAUCCGUACUAUUUCCAUAGUAUAUCCAUACUAUUUCUAUACCAUAUCAAUAGUAUAUCCAUACAAUUUCCAUACUAUAUCCAUACUAUUACCAUACUACAUCCAUAGUAAAUCCAUACUAUUUCCAUACUAUAUCCAUAGUAUCUGGAAAUUGCGAUUUGUAUGAAAAUUGGAUUUCCAUACUAUUUUCGACUAAGAUUCAUGCUAUUUCCAUAGUAAGGAUUGGGAAAAAAAUUUCCAGUGAAUAAUUUGGUCAUUAUCCAUGUAUAGUCUUAAAUUUUCAAUCCAUGCGCAUUAUAUUUGUAUUCCUCCAUAUUUUGUAGUGUUGCGCAUGUUUUGGUCCCAAAGGUGGAAGACAAAACUACUGUGGUCCUAAAUGUACAGCAAUUAACGGUGGAACUGUAAUCAAGAGCGCUUUCGUUUGGUUUUGGGUGCGAACCAGAAUGCCUGAAAGUCUGUGGAAAAGAUGUAUGGAGUUUGUGAUGAAAAACUCGGCGGGAAAACUUGAAACACAUUUCAUUGAUCCACAAACAGGCACCGCACAUAAGGUGGGAUAUUAUUGAAAGUAAAGAUGACCUAUUGUGAUUGAUGGCAUCAGACACGGUACCACCAGCAACAACACUGAAGAACGACAACAAAAACGACAACUACAAUGACGGCAACAAUAGGACGGACAACGACGACGAUUGCAACGAUGACAACAAGAACAACAGCAACAACAGAAAAGAUACAAAUAACGACGAUAAUGGCAACAACAGCUGUAUCCGAGGCUGUAUCAGCAACAGCAAUGUCCACAGCAAUAGCAAAAUCAGCAACAAUUACAAAUUAAUUUUAACCAGCAGUUUGGUUUGUUUUUAGGGUUCCUGCUCAGGAAAACAUAAAUCAGUUUUAAACGAAGGUGUAAGUAGAAUGUUUCAGGCAUGGGUUUUUAUUACCACAGUGAAGCAUCGGAUGUUUCGUAAUUGGAGAAUUUCUUUAUUCUAGACAUUGACAGUAUCUGACAAGGAAAGUUUUGACAAGAUUCCAGAUGUUCCAGGUCUUCUCUCAUAUCGUAAAGAUGAUAAGCAACUUUAUGUCAAUCAAGGAUCAGAGUGGCAAGCAUUAAGUACUGAACAAGAGGUUAGUUUAAGGUGGCUUGAUACAGUUUUUAAAAAUGGAAAAUUCACGAUUUAGAUCCGUAUUUUUGGACAAUUAUUACUUGUUGGGAAACAAAAAGUAUGUUACCCAAGUAAAACAACCAACUAAAGGGUUUGAAUUUUUCCACAAAUGUUACGUAACUGCUGUUUGCUAUGGCAACAAUGACGUUUCCAUACGGCGGGUAUUUUUGCUUUAAAGUAAUUUUAUUUCAUAAAAUGAUUUAUUUUAGUAUACUCAAUUAUUAUGAAAAUUUUCGAAAUUAAAUAAAUGUGACUAUUUAUAAUAAUUUUUUUGGCUCAACAUAAUUUUUUUAAAAUGUAAAAAUAAUUGAGUAUAAGAGAUGUAAAAAUAAUUGAGUAUAAUGAGAAAUCAUUUUGUAAAUAAAAUUUGGGUGUCACCGAUAUCAUUUUCGAGUUAAACUACUUUAAAGCCAAAAUAUCCGCCAUGUUGAAACGUCUUGUUGCCAUAGCAAAAGCAGUUGCGUAACUUUUGUAAAACAAUUCGAACCUAUUAGCACGUCGCAUUGUUGAACUGUUAACGAGUAACUUAGGAUAUACCACAAGACAUCAACAGUGUAACACAAUUACUCUUAUAGUCUAAUGGACCUAUUCCCUAAUGAACGAAAUUUUGAUCUAGUCAUGUCUAGACAAAAAUUUCAUCACAGCUUGAAAGAGCAUCACAAAAUUAGUUAUGUUCCGAAGUUUCGUUGCGAAAUGUUGUAAAAUGCGGAUAAUAUAGCCCUGCGAAGUUUGCCGUUUUUCAAUCAUUUUGUAUUACGGACGGGAAAUUGACACCGCUUUCUGAAAAAUUAGAAGGUAUCAAUUUCCCGUCCGUAAUACAAAAUGACUGAAAAACGACAAACUUCGCAGAGUUAUAUUAUCCGCAUUUCACAACAUUUCGCAACGAAACUUUGGAACUAAUUUUGUGAUGCUCUUUCAAGCUGUGAUGCAAUUUUUGUCUAGACUUGUCUCGAUCAAAACUAUUUUCAUUGGGGAAUAGGUCCAUUCAAUAUGGAGAAUUUACUGGGGAAUGAAAGUAAAAAUGGAAACAUGAUUCGUAAUCAAGUAGGCAUUAGAUAUUUAGGAUAGGGAACAUAAGCACGUUAUAAAUGAUUACAUCUCAUAAUCUCUCGAUUACAGUACAUCAUCAUCAUCAUCAUCAUCAUCAUCUCAUCUCUCGAUUACAUUACAUCACUACAUCUUUGCAGUCAAAUUACUUCCAUUGCUACUACGAAUUUGGAGGCAGUUGCUAUUUAAUGUACCCUACCCAACCACGCAAAAUUGCUUCUUGUGUGCUGUUAUAGACCACCUGAUAGUAACGAUAUGUCUGAUCUUAGAUCCUUUGCUGAUAACCUAUUUCCUAGUUACGACAAGAUUAUUAUUGCCGGGGAUUUUAACCUCCCAAAUAUCUCUUGGACAGAUGGUAACUAUACAUCGUUUGGUUCAUUGAGUCAGAAUUUCUGCAAUAUUUUGGACGAUUACUUCAUGUCCCAACUUUGCCUUACGCCUACGAGAAAAUCAAAUAUUCUGGAUCUACUGAUUACAAACCAACCUGAACAAGUAUCAUUUAUAGACAUCUGCUCCCCAACGGAUUUAGGAAUGUCUUCUGAUCAUAAAAUUAUACAGUUUAAAUUUACCUCCGCAACUAAAACCAUUCAAUCUAAUAAACGUUUGGUCUACGAGUACAGACGAGCCAACUUUUGACGGCCUACGAAAACGUUUAAUAGACAUAAACAUUUGUUCUCUUGUAACAAAUAAUGGAACGGAAUCUAGUGUUGAUGAUGACUGGUCAACUUGGAAGGACGCAGUGAUGUCUGCUGUGCAUGAAUUUAUCCCUUCCAAAUAUGUGGACCCUCGUCGCUCACUACCUUGGAUAACACCUACCAUCUUACAUCAGAUUCGUAAAAAGGUUACUGCCCGUAAGAGAUUCCUUAGCCGUGGAACUGAUUAUCUUAAGGCGAAGUUUAACAAACUGAGAGCUGAAGUAAAAAAAUGAUUCAAAUUAGCAGAGAGUCAUUUUUCUUGUCAUUAGGAAACACUAUACAAAUCAACCCAAACCUUUUUGGUCGGUUUUCAAAAUCAAGUCAAGUUCUGGAAAUAUACCCAACUCCGUCACAGGGUUGGAUACCAACAAUCCUGGGACUAGAUUACAUGCUAACACACCAUAUGACAUUGCAACAAUGUUUAAUGAGUACUUUCAUUCUGUCUACACAUGUUUCUAUGACCAACCCUCGCCAUCUCAAUCUGGUUCAUCAUCUCCUUUAUCCAGCAUCUCAUCCAUUGACUUGUCUCUAGAAGAAGUAUAUCAAACCUUACUGAACUUAGAUUAUCUAAGGCUCAUGGUCCUGACGGGUUUCCUUCCCGAAUUUUAAAGGAAUGUGCCCUCCAAUUGGCACCUUCACUUCAUUACUUGUUUUCAAAGUCACUCCGCUUAUCGCAGGUUCCAAACGAAUGGAAAUUAGCUAACAUAAUUCCUCUACUCAAGAAAGGAAGCAAAGAUCAUGUUGAAAACUACCGUCCCAUUUCUCUGUUGUGUAUCGUAAGCAAGACUCUUGAACGUUGUGUCCUCGACCAUUUAUCGCACCGUAUACAGUCCAACAUUCAUUCGGCGCAGUAUGGUUUCGUCAACGGAAGAUCACGCACAGCUCAGUUAUUGUCAAUUUUAAACACUAUUGGGAAAAACUUGGAUCAGGGUUUACAAACUGAUGUUGUUUUCAUGGAUAUUUGCAAGGUCUUCGAUAGUGUUGACCAUUCCAUACUUUUACAAGAACUUCACGAUUUCGGCUUCUCUGGUUCUCUCUAGCUAUGGUUUCAAAACUAUUUAUCAGGUCGCUUCCAACCGGUAACUGUACACGGCGCUACGUCUACGUCUCUGCCAAUCACAUCUGGAGUCCCACAAGGAUCGUUGCUGGGUCCCUUUCUCUUCUCAGUGUACAUCAAUGACUUACCUAACAACAUAUCCACUUCCACUGGGGUUGGUUUGUUUGCUGACGAUACCAAACUUUACAGAUGUGUGCAGAAUCCCUGUGAUGCAUUGGUCUUGCAAGAUGAUAUUCAAGGCCUACUUUGUUGGUCGAUAGAAAACCGGCUACGCUUUAACCAAUCUAAGUGUAAAGUGCUGUCAAUAACCAGAAAGAAAUGGCCUUUAAUUUAUCCCUAUGAGCUUGACAAUGAUCAGUUGUUGGUUUCCGACGCACAGGUUGAUUUGGGUGUCACCAUUAGUUGCAAGCUUUUAUGGAACCAUCAAGUAAAUAAAGUACGGUCGAAAGCCAACCAAAUGCUCGGGCUAAUUAGACAAUCUACCGCGGAGAUGACUGUUAUCAACGCGAGGAGGCUUCUGUAUAUACAACUCGUACGCAGCAAUUUUGGUUAUGCAUCCCAAGUAUGGUGCCCACAAUCCAUUAAGUUAAUCGAAGACAUCGACAAGGUGCAGAGAAGAGCAACGAAAUACAUCUUAAAUCUUGGGUUUACCAGCAAUGUCUCGUACAUAACUAGAUUACAUCAACUGAAGUUACUACCAAUAACUUAGUGGCAUGAAUAUUUGGACAUGGUUUUACUCUAUAAGUUAAUUAACAACUAUACCUAUGUUGAUAAGAGUGCUCUACCAAUAAUAGCUGAAUCAGGAAAAACCAGACGUGAAACCAACGAAAACGUGAUUAGAUUCGUAAUACCCUUUGCUAAAACUGUAACAUACCAGUCUUCAUAUCUUAUUAGAGCGUGUAAAACGUGGAACGUUUUAAAUAGUGACCUCCGUAAUAGAGAUAUUGGCCUGCAAGCUUUAAAAUCUGGACUAAAGACUUACUACAAAUACGCGCUAUCGAAAAUUUAUAAUUAUGACGAUCCGCGAACUUGGAAAUCUGUGUGCGUUAAAUGUAAAAGGGCUAGGUCCCUUGAUGGUGUUUUAAGUUGUUGUUAGUUGUCUCUUGCACCGAUUGUACUUUGUCUUAAAUUAGUUUGUUUCGACUGUUAAAAUUAUUGUAAACGUAAAAUUAAUUAUGGGGUCGCCGUAAUUGGGGAAACCUGUGGCGAACUCCCUGGCGCUAUAUUAGCCGAAUCUCAUUAAACCAUCAUUAAAGCUUAUUGAAGCUUCAGCAAUUAAAGAAACAAAUUCAAAGUCAAGAAGCCAAAAUUCAAAACCAAGAAAAGAAAAUUGAAAGUCAAGAAAAGAAAAUUCAAGAUCACGAAAAUAUGACUCGUAAGCUGGAAAAACAAAAUCAAGGUAACAAAAUAAAAGGAUAAUAAAAAUAAUUAAGGUUAUAGAAAGUCAAACGUCCUUUUACUUACCGAAAACUUCACAUUUUCGGUAAGUUACAAAAUGAAUCUCUGGUAUGCAACAACAAUUUUUAAAAUAAUUAAAAUUAAACGAGUUACUAACGGUAACGUUUUUCAAAUUUUAUUAUCGUUUGGAAGAAAGUUCGUUAUUAACACCGAGUAAAUACAAAUACAGAGUUAUAACUAGUAUACCCACUUUUUUGUGCGCGUCCUCAGCAAGUUACUAUAAAUGAACUUAUCUCGUACCUAGUGUAUUAGCGGCUUUCCUAUUGGCUACGAGGAGGUGCGUUCAAUCUCGAACUCACCUGCUGACGUAUGUUUAGGAGGUGGGUUCGAGAUCGAUGUUUCGGCGGCGGCCAUUAUGAAGCGAUUUGAACAAAUUUCCGACCAAAAUGUAAAUAAAAAAUAAAUUAACUGUUUUUAAUUGUUUUAUAAUUAUUAUUUUUUUUAUUUUGCUUGAUGAAAAUGGAAUAUUAAUUCUGUAUUUUAAGUGGAAGAAAAGAAAGAUGGCCGCCGAAAUUUGUUCGGCACGGGCAGGUUUAUAUAAAUCUUGGCAAUGUUUUUGCAGAAUGUGUGCAUUUUCUCUUUUCAAGAAUAGGGAAUAUUGUAGAGAUUUUUUUUACCUUUAGUUAAGCCCAAGUUUGUUUGUUUGCGUAGUAUGUUGGCUGCUAAAAUGUUCGUUAUCCAAACACAAAAUUCCCGGGAAACUUCCAGCCACCCUCGGUGCGUCCAAUCCCGGACUCACCUUCUGCAAGUAUGUUUGUUAUAAAAUCCUAUUGGAUGAAUUGGAUGACGACUCGCUUUAACUGUUCGCAUGACUUGCCGAGCACCCGCAGUUGAUCAUUUUUUGCUCGGUCGCUUGAAAAAACGUAAGUUUCUGCAGUGUUUACGACGGUCAGUUACAGCUUUGUAUGUAUCUCCUCUGUGUUAUUAAUGAUACCUGAAGGACAGUUUAUUAAGUUAAAGUGAUAUAAAAUAGAAACUAUUUUCUUUUAUGCCUGCUUUGUGCGGUGUUUUUUGUUGUUAAAAAUCCUGUUCGCAACCACAUGGGAAUGCAACUAAUAUUGUACCAAAAUACUAAUACUGCUAAACCAUAUUAAACAUUAUAUGACUUGAUAUACAGGGUUUAUUUUAAGAAAAAUUUAGAACUGCACAUAUAGGGAUGUUACGAAGGCAACAGGUGAAAGAAUAAUGGUGUGGUUGAGUGGGAGAAUUGGAGAAAGGCCAGACAAACUCGAUUUUGGGUGCGGGAGCUAGAGGGUGUUCCCCAAAACAAUUUGAAUCUAGAGGCUCUGUUUACCCAACCAUUCACAAAAACUGUUUCAUGGAUAUUCAAUAUAUAACAACCUUAAAUUUGCAUUUGAGGCAGCAAUGAAUAUUAGGUUCUCCCACUCUAAUCUCUUUUGGUGAGCUUCGCCCCAAUUUUACCUUCUUUUCAAUUACGCCAGCACGUAAGUUAUUUGUGAGGAAAAUAGAAGGGUCUGGAGUCCUCCCCUAGAAAACGUUUAUAUUUUUGAGGCUCAAAUAAUGACAGCAAUCCUGGAAUUUUCUGGAGCAUCCACAAGGGUAACGAGUAAAUGAGAAGACUGUUUUAAUGCUAUUUUUGUGAGUUUGGUGACUGCACAUUUGAGUUUUAAGAACUGCACAAAUGGGUUUAGAACUGCACAUUUUGUGUAGAACUGCACGUUAAAAUAAACCCUGCCUGUUGAUAUAGUUAUUUCAAUAUUUGUGUCGCUUAUCAAACAAGCUAAUAAAGAUCAGGAAAAGUUCCCUAGAGUCUCUGGCCAAACGGCUCUAACAUCCAAACGUAACAUCUAGAUUUCAAGCAUGAAUUUCUGUAGACGAGUAAUGAUAGAGUUUGCCGGUUAACCGAGUCAAAUCCGAGUCCGAGUCAAAUCUGAGCCCGAGUCAAAUGCCCGAGUCACUGUUUAGUGAUCUUUGUAGUUCAAUGACUUAGUAUCCUAACCUUAACCCUACUCCUACUCCUAACCCUAACCCUUCUCCCAACGUACCCUAAUCCUAUUCGACUGUGAGUUUAUUCAAUUUCGGAGUUUGUCGGUUAACCGAGUCAAAUCUGAGUCCACGUCAAAUUUCCGAGUCACUGUUUAUCUGUCUUUGUUGUCGGUUCAAUGACUUAGUACCCUAACCCUACUCCUAACCUGUGAAUUGUGUUCAAUUUCGUCUUUUUUUUACGUGACUCGGGCGUUUGAGUCGGGCUCGGAAUUGACUCGGACUUGACUCGGUAAAUGGAUUUACUCAGUACUGAUAAGCAAUUGAGAAAUGCGAGCAUUAAACAGUGUUAUUAAUAGCCUAAUGUGAACUUGUUGUUUUAGUUUCCAAUCGCGAUUUUACUGAAUGCGCGUAGAAAACAAUUUUGUUGCUAUAUAAUAUAUAUGCCAUUUUGUGUCUGUGGCUUGCAAAUUAUUCUUCCGCUUUUGUUUGAAUAAAUAUAUAUAUAGUAAAUGAACUUCACAAAUGCACUUCCUGGCUGCCAAUAACAACUGCUUACUUCCAAUAGAUUAUACUGACCGCCUCGAUCUCUAGAUUUCAAGCUAUUGUUUCGGGUAUACUCAAGCAAAUUUGGCAAGUGUCUGUUGAUAUCCACAUCUAUACCCUUAUGUACACAGAAUAGUAUUAGGAGUGCACAUCUCAAGAAUUAUUUUUGAGUUUAACAUGCAGCUUUCAAAACAAACGAAAAAUUAUUAUAUUUUUCAGAUAUUGUGAAGCGUAUUGACAAGCUACAUUCACCAGCGUCUUGUUCAGCUUUGUUAAUAAAACAUCCUUCAACACCAAGUGGAAUGUAUUAUAUUAAUCCCGAAGCACUCGGUUCAUCUACUUUGGUUCAAGUGUACUGUAAUAUGACGUCAAAGAAUGGUGUUGGUAUAACGGUGAUUGGACAUGACAGUGAAUCAAGGACACUUGUGAAUGGAUAUGAAUCUGUAGGUUCUUACCAACAAAAGAUUAAAUAUAAUAUUUCCAUGGAGCAGAUUGUUGCCCUUGUGAAGCAGUCCAAGAAUUGUGAGCAGUUUAUAAAAUAUGAAUGUUACCAUAGUGGUUUGUGGUUCUCUGCACAAUGUGGUUGGUGGGUAUCACGUCAAGGUUCAAAGAUGAAUUACUGGGGUGGGGCGGCAGUGAACAGUGGGAAAUGUGCAUGUGGAAUGACCAACAGCUGUGCGAAAAGUGGAGGAAAAUGUAAUUGUGACAAGAAUGAUUACACAUGGCGUGAAGACAGUGGAUAUCUGACUGACAAGAACACACUGCCUGUUACUGAGCUGAGAUUUGGAGAUACCGGUGACUAUAGUGAGAAAGGAUACCACACACUGGGAAAAUUGCGAUGUUGGGGUUAG
Molecule: messenger RNA, 11625 nt
Organism: Paramuricea clavata
Lineage: Eukaryota; Metazoa; Cnidaria; Anthozoa; Malacalcyonacea; Plexauridae
Source: the annotation of a GenBank genome assembly